Penaeus vannamei (Pacific white shrimp) is the source of this 786-nucleotide messenger RNA. Lineage: Eukaryota; Metazoa; Arthropoda; Malacostraca; Decapoda; Penaeidae. The record is from RefSeq and is a predicted model, not a curated record.
GUGGUUCUGACAGCUGGCACUGGCGAACCGACGAGCGAGGUGUGGGUGGACGACGUGCAGGUGGUGAGUGCCAGCUGCAACGUGAGCGUCAGCCAGACGGCACCCGCGACCAGCUUGGCCACGCCCCCCCAGUGGAGAUGCGAACCCGAGGGGAGUCUCUGUGGGAUGACGCAGCCGCAACUCGGCCGAAGGGACUGGGUCUACGUGCACGUGCCGCCCUCGGACCUCGACGGCAACCACACCACCCGCGCCCCGCCUCAGGCCACCACCACCACCGACACGCCCUAUGUGGAAGCCCCGCCCACGCCCGCACAGAGGACGUGUAAGGACGGCACGCCCCUGGACGCCGCUUGGGUGUGCGACGGCAUUCCGGACUGCGCCGAUGAGAGCGACGAGGAGGACUGCGAGUGCACGGAUGAAGACGACUUGGAGUGUGCAGUGACUGCCUCCUCCACCUUCCACCUCGGCGCCGGUGUGUGCGCAGAGGGGGCAUUCCGUUGUACAUCGGGUCGUGUCUGUGCUUCGGGAGACUGCGUGGCGCCCCUAGGACCUUGCCUGCCGAGGGACCUGGUGUGCAACGGAGAGGCCGACUGCUACGGGGCCGAGGACGAGGCCGCCUGCGUGGGCGUGGCGAGGACGAACCCUGAACAUGAGAAGGUGGGCGGCAUUGAGACGAUGCAGUGCUCAGGAGGCUUAAGGAUCCCGGAGGCUUGGCGGUGCGACGGAAGGAAGGACUGUCCUCUUGAUGGAUUGGAUGAGGUUUUCUUGAGAAUCUUUGAUGCCUAA